Paramecium pentaurelia is the source of this 235-nucleotide messenger RNA. Lineage: Eukaryota; Ciliophora; Oligohymenophorea; Peniculida; Parameciidae. The record is from the annotation of a GenBank genome assembly.
UUAUGUAUUAGUAAUACUUGUGAUUAUUGAUAGGGAAAGAAAUUGGAAAAAUAUCAGGAAAUUUAAAAGAGAGAAAUUAGAUAGAAAGUAAAAAAUUCUUUAAGCAAUAAUAGAAAUAAAAGCUUUUUAGAUACUACCUGUAGAAAAUGAGAAAACAAUUGUAAAAUAAGGUAUAGUUGAAGUAAUAAUUAUGUUUUAAUUUCAAUAAUAUAGAUUAAACAACUAAUAGAAUGAA